AUGCUGAAGACUACACUGGAGCGAUGUACGUACCCUCAACGGCUUUGCUUCAACGGGACCUCAGCCACUCAAAUCGAAAGUGUGGAAUCAAAAUCCCAACGACAAGUGAACCAAGUCAUGACGCAAAACCAACGAUACGACGGUCGUCCAGAGCGACUGACGAAGCCCCCGUUCCUGACACCAGGAUCUGUGCGCACUUUUGGCAAUCUUCCAUUCAGCUCAGCCAUUCUUGCAAACCACCAGUCGGCACUACAGCAGAAACUUCAGCUUCAGAACUUCUAUCGUCCCGUUUGGCAGAUUGUCCCUCUGUGGAAAAUGGAUGAGUCGCCUCUCGGACGAGCCUAUACUGAUUUCCAUGAGCUGGCUAAAGCCAAUCCGUCGAGCACGGACGUCAGUCAGCAAUCCGAUCUCAUUGAGGCAACCCUUCUGUUUCGCAAACGCAGACCUACAGAUGAAUUUAACGCUGACAACUGGGCAAGCGAGUUUCAUUCAACUUUUGUAGACCCAGUCACUUACACUCUCAACAUCGCUGGCACGUACAUGCUCGCACGUCUCAUGAGAUGGCUCUUGAACCCCACACCCACCACGUAUGCAGCUCUUCCGGCGAUGAUCAGACCGACAUUGAGACAACGAAUGACGGUGCACCCAGCUUUUAUCGACAUCAUGGGCAUACCGCCGGUGAGAGACGCUCUCCUUGCGAAGAUGAGGGAUACCUUAGACGUAAUCAUGCAAGCAGGUUUAAAUGUGGACUGGCCUCAUUCAGUCAAUGAGGCACUCUUGUGUAGUCGCGUGACGAAUGUGCAAAAUCCAGACGAGGAUGUGAAGAUUUUCAUCUCACCACAAUUUGGAAUAGCCAUUGACAACAUACGAAAUUGGGUCUUUGGUCGAAAAAUCUUGACAGAAUUUCCAGAGCUUGUAACAUCGGGGAUCAAGAUUAGCGAAGAAGACACCAUUAGGCCCAAAGACAGAUGGCUCUAG
Lithohypha guttulata is the source of this 978-nucleotide messenger RNA. RefSeq lists its product as uncharacterized. The record is from RefSeq and is a predicted model, not a curated record. Bases 1 to 978 code for a protein of 325 amino acids. The transcript has 2 exons. Lineage: Eukaryota; Fungi; Ascomycota; Eurotiomycetes; Chaetothyriales; Trichomeriaceae.